Messenger RNA from Knipowitschia caucasica, 3627 nucleotides. The record is from the annotation of a GenBank genome assembly. Lineage: Eukaryota; Metazoa; Chordata; Actinopteri; Gobiiformes; Gobiidae.
AUGGAUGGGUGGGUGGUAGGUGUAUGGGUGGUGGGUGUAUGGGUGGGUGGGUGGUAUGUGUAUGGGUGGUGGGUGUAUGGGUGGGUGGGUGGGUAUGGGUGGGGGGGGGUGGGGGGGGUGGGUGGUGUUGGGUGGGUGGGUGGUGGUGAUUGGUGUAUGGGGGGGUGGUGUAUGGGGGGUGGGUGGUGGGUGGGGGGGGGUGGGGGGGGGGGGGGGUGUGGGGGGUGGUGGGGGUGGGUGGUGUCUGGGUGGUGGGUGUUUGGGUGGGUGGGUGGUGAGGGUGGGUUGAUGGGAGGUGGGUGGGUGGGUGGUGGUGGGAUUGGGGUGGGUGGUUGGGGGUGGGGGUGGGGUGUGUGGGUGGGGUGGUGGUGGGGGGGUGGUUGCGAGAUGUUAGGGGUGGGUGGGGUGGUUGGUGGGUGUGGGGGGUGGGUGGGGGGUGGGUGGAAUGGGUGGGUGAUGAGGUGGGGUGGGAUGGGUGGAGGGUUGGUGGGGGGUGGGGUUGGUGGUUGGGGUUGGUGGGUAUGUUGGUGGAUGUUGUGGGGUGGUGGUGGUGGGGGGGGAGGUGUGGGUGGGGGGGUGGGGUGGGAUGGGUGGGGGGGGUGGUGGGUGGGGGGGAUGGGUGGGGUGGGAGGGUGGUGGGGUGGUGGGGUGGGGGGGUGGGUGGUGUGGGGUGGGGGGUGGGUGGGGGGUGGUGGGUGGGGGUGGGUGGUGGGUUGGGGGGUGGGUGGGUGUGGGUGGUGGGGGGGUGGGGUGGUGGGUGGGUGGGUGGGUGGUGGUGGGUGGGUGGUUGGGUGGGGGUGGGUGGGGUGGGUGGGUGGUGGUGGGGUGGGUGGGGUGGUGGGUGGGGUGGUGGGUGGGGUGGUGGGUGGUGGGGGUGGUGGGUGGGUGGGUGGGGUGUGGUGGGUGGUGGGGUGGGUGGGGGUGGGGUGGUGGGUUGGGUGGUGGGGGGUUGGUGGUGGGUGUGGGGGUGGGUGUGGUGGUGGGUGGGUGGGGUGUGGGGUGGUGGGGGUUGGUGGGGGUGGGUGGUUGGGGUGGGUGGGUGGGUGGUGGGUGGUUGGGUGGGUGGGUGGUGGGUGGGGUGGGUGGUUGGGGUGUGGUGGGGGUGGGUGGUGGGUGGGUGGGUGGGUGGGGGGGUGGUGGUGGGUGUGGUGGGUGGGGUGGGUGGUGGUGGUGGGUGGGGUGGUGUGGGUGGGUGGUGGUGGGUGGUGGGGGGUGGGUUGGGGUGGGUGGUGGGGUGGGUGGUGGGGUGGGUGGGGGUGGGGUGGGUGGGUGGGGUGGGUGGUGGUGGGGGGUGGGGGUGGGUGGGGGUGGGUGGGUGGGUGGGGGUGGGGUGGGGGGGGUGGGGGGUGGUGGGGUGGUGUGGGGGGUGGGGGGUGGUGGGUGGUGGGGGGUGGGGUGGUGGGGUGGGGGGUGGGGUGGGGGUGUGGGGGUGGGUGGGGGGUGGGUGGGGGUGGGGGUGGGUGGUGGGGGUGGGGUGGGUGGGGUGGGGUGGGUGGGGGUGGUGGGGUGGGGGGGUGGUGGGUGGGGGGUGGGGUGGUUGGGGUGUGGUGGGUGGUGGGUGGGUGUGGGGUGGUGGGGGGGUGGUGUGGGGGUGGUGUGGGGUGGGUGGGGUGGGUGGGUGGGGGUGGGUGGUGUGGGGUGGGUGGGGUGGGGGUGGGGUGUGGGUGUGGGGGUUGGGGGGGUGGUGGGUGGGUGGUGGUGGGUGGGGGUGGUGGGGUGGGUGGUGUGGGUGUGGGGUGGGUGGGGGUGGGGUGGGUGGUGGGUGGUGGUGGGUGGGUGGGUGUGGGGGUGGGGUGGGGGGUUGGGUGGUGGGGUGGUGGGUGGUGGGGGUGGGUGGGUGUGGGGGUGUGGGGGGUGGGUUGGUGGGGGUGGUGGGGGGUGGGUGGGGGUGGGUGGGGGUGGUGGGUGGUGUGGGGGUGUGGGUGUGUGGGGGGGGGUGGGUGGGUGGUGGGGUGGGGGGUGGUUGGGGUGUGGGUGUGGGGGUGGUGGUGGGGUGGGUGGUGGGUGGGGGUGUGGGGUGGGUGUGGGUGGUUGGGUGGGGGGUGUGGGGUGGGGUGGGUGGGGUGGGGGUGGGUGGGUGGGGGGUGGGUGGGGGGGGUGGGUGGGUGGGGUUGGGUGGUGGUUGGGGUGGUGGGGGGGGGUGGGGUGGGGGGGUGGGGGUGGUGGGGUUGGGUGGGGUGGUGGGUGGGUGGGGUGGGUGUGGGGGUGGUUGGGUGGGGGUGGUGUGGGUGGGGUGGGUGGGUGGGUGGGGUGUGGGGUGGGUGGUGGGGUGGGUGGGGUGGGGUGGUGGGGGGUUGGUGGGGUGGGUGUGGUGGGGGUGGGGGGGGGUGUGGGUGGGUGGUGGGGUGUGGGUUGGGUGGUGGGUGUGGGGGGUGGGUGGGGGGUGGGGGGUGGGUGGUGGGGUUGGGGGGGUGGGGGGUGGGGUGGUGGGUGGGGGUGUGGGUGGGGGGUGGGUGGGGUGGGUGGGGGGGGUGGGUGGUGGGGGGUUGGGGUGGGUGGGUGGGGGUGGGUGGUGUGGGGUGGUGGGGUGGGGGGUGGGGUGGUGGGUGGUGGGGGUGGUGGUGGGGUGGGUGGUGGGGGUGGGUGGGGGGGUGGGGGGUGGGUGGUGGGGGGGUGGGGGUGGUGGGGGUGGGGUGGGGUGGUGGGGUGGGUGGUGGGUGGGUGGUGGUGGGUGGGUGGGGGGUGGGUGGGGUGGGUGGGUGGGUGGGGGGUGGGGGUGGGGUGGGGGGUGGGGUGGGUGUGGGGGGGGUGUGGGGGGGUGGUUGGGUGGGUGGGGUGUGGGGUGGGGGGUGGGGUGGGGGGUGGGUGGGGUGGGGGGGGUGGGGUGGGUGGGGGUUGUGGGGUGGUGGGUGGGGUGGGAUGGUGUGGGUGGGUGGUGGGAUGGAUGGUGGGGGUGGAAUGGUGGGGUGGAUGGGGAUGGUGGUGGAUGGAUGGGUGGUGUGGAUGGAUGGGGUGGGUGCGUACGUCCCCGAGGGCCUGCUCACCUCCUGCUCCUGGGACUAUAUGACCUUCACCCCCUCAGUGCGAGCCUACACCAUGCUCCUCUUCAUCUUCGUCUUCUUCCUGCCGCUCUUCAUCAUCGUCUACUGUUACUACUUCAUCUUCAGGGCCAUUCGCACCACCAACCAAGCCGUGGGGAAGAUCCAGGGCAGCACCCGCAGCAGCAGCAGCGGUCGGGACUCGGUGAAGAGUCUGAACCGGAUUCAGAACGAGUGGAAGAUGGCAAAGAUUGCGCUCAUCGUGAUCCUCCUCUAUGUGUUCUCCUGGUCCCCGUACUCCGCUGUGGCCCUCACCGCCUUCUCAGGGUACGCCGACAUGUUGACGCCCUACAUGAACUCGGUGCCCGCCAUCAUCGCCAAAGCCUCCGCCAUCCACAAUCCCAUCAUCUACGCCAUCACACACCCCAAGUACAGGAUCGCUCUGGCCAAGUACAUCCCGCUGAUGGGACUCCUGCUCUGUGUCCACCCGCGGGACCUUCACUCCGGCAGCAGCAGCUUCAUCUCCACACGCCGCUCCACCGUGACCAGCCAGACCUCAGACUCUUCCCACUUCAGGAGGCAGAGCACCAACAAGUCCCGGCUGUCGUCCGCCUCCGACAGCGAGUCGGUGAGAACACCCUUACGUUAG